Molecule: messenger RNA, 890 nt
Organism: Capsicum annuum
Lineage: Eukaryota; Viridiplantae; Streptophyta; Magnoliopsida; Solanales; Solanaceae
Exons: 2
Coding region: 73-753 (226 amino acids)
Source: RefSeq, a predicted model, not a curated record
AAAAAUACCACUAUAUAAAUGAUCGUCUACUUAUAGAGACCAUAUGCAUAUCACUCACAAAGCAAAUUAGCAAUGGCUCACAAAAUUUUCCUCAUUUCUUCUUUAUUCGUCCUUGCAAUAUUCACCCCAAAAAUCCAAGCUGUGGAUUACUCUGUCACCAACACGGCCUCAAACACCCCUGGUGGUGCCCGUUUCGACCGGGAUAUCGGUGCUCAAUAUAGUCAGCAAACACUUACAGCUGCCACUUCCUUCAUAUGGAAUACUUUCCAACAGAAUUCUCCUGCUGACCGUAAAAAUGUGCAAAAAGUUAGCAUGUUUGUCGAUGACAUGGAUGGAGUAGCUUACGCUAUCAACAAUGAGAUUCAUGUUAGCGCUAGGUAUAUACAAGGUUACUCUGGUGAUGUCAGGAGAGAGAUCACCGGGGUAUUAUACCACGAGAGCACCCAUGUUUGGCAGUGGAAUGGGAAUGGUGGGGCUCCUGGAGGAUUAAUUGAAGGAAUUGCGGAUUAUGUGAGGCUCAAAGCUGGUCUUGGACCAAGCCAUUGGGUGAAACCAGGUCAGGGUGACCGUUGGGACCAGGGCUACGAUGUGACUGCUCGAUUUCUUGAUUACUGCAAUAGCUUGAGAAAUGGAUUCGUUGCAGAACUUAACAAAAAGAUGAGAAGUGGUUAUAGUAAUCAGUUCUUUGUUGAUUUGCUAGGGAAGACUGUUGAUCAACUUUGGAGUGAUUACAAAGCUAAAUAUCGCGCAUAACUUAACUUAAAGAAAUUAUGAGGAACAUCAUUUAUUUACUUUUGUACCAAUACAGGCUAUUUUUGUCAUGGUCUUGUUGAAGAAUAUAGUUGCAACAAUAAUAAUAAAAAUAAGAAUAAGGGGUUGAUUUAGUUAUA